AUGGCUACACCAGACUUUAUUCAUCUGGAACACCGAAGUUAUAACACGGUUCAAUCCUGUGGUCUUGUUGCUAAGACCGACGAGGGAUAUCAAAGAGCAGUAGUCGAACAAGCUCGCAAUCUCAGGGCAUUUCUAGAGCCCUUGCAGCACCCACAGCCCUUGCAACACCUUCAGGCCUCUACGUCCUCCCAACUCUCGCAGCCCUUGGAUUCCUCUUGGGCCUCUGAAGGAUUUGUUGCGACACAAAUGGAAGACAACAAGGCCAUCGCACGAGACAUCAUCAACUGGCUCUGUCGUGAUGAUGUUAUUUUCCAACACAUCAAAAGUCUAGGCGAUCCUACCAAGCUCCGGAGCGUGAAGGGUGUUCUGCAGAGGUUUAAAGAAAAGGGGUAUUUGAAUGAUCAAGGUUGGACAGAUAAAAUAGAUUGUCCUGACUUGAAAGCACCUCACUUUAAUCGCCAACAAGGUGUCGAAGAGGCGCUUUUGCUAGCAGGCGAUUCAAAGAUUAAGCGGAUUUGGAGUUCGGAAUAUUGUCAGAAACCUCUUCCUGGGUCUGCUGAAGAAUGCAAACCGGAUAUCAUACUACUGCCCAGCGACCCUCUUGUUCAGGACUGGCGUUGUGUCUUCACACUAGCUGAGAUGAAGCAGCAUGGUGUUGACGUGGAUAAACCGGAGUGGUUUGAUGAGAUGGCAAAGCGAGCUAACACGAUCUGGGGUUGUCAGGAUGCUCGCAACUUUGUCAUCAUCUUGAUGUUCGUGGGCGAAGCGUUUACGUUUGCAUUUUUCGAUCGCGGAGGCGCUGUUUGCCUUGAUAUGCUAAACAUCAUGGACGAUACGGAGGAAUUCCUUCGGCUUGUUUUAUACUUAUCGCUGGCUGAUCCUGGUAUGGUGGGUCUGGAGACAUCCAUCAUGCAGAAUGAAGCUGGGCGAUUUAUACGAUCAAGAGUUUUCGGUCCCAAGGUGCCAAUCAAUAUGGUACUGUUCAUCAGCAAUAAUAUUCACAGAUGUGGGACCGUGGCCCAUCACAUCAUGCUGUCACGUGAGUGCAUUGCGCAGGCAUUGCAAUCAGGUGGGUCUUGGGGCGCCAUGGAGAAAUGGCUCAAGGGAAUGGAGAAGGAGGUGGAUGUGGUGGUGAAAGAUACCUGGGGUGUUACACGUUUGCUCUUUGAGGGACUUGUUGUUGGCCCUGCUUCACCACCUCCACUCUUUCAACUUCACGAUCGUCCGGGCAUCGGUUCACUGAAGGAUAUCGGCGCCAUAUCUCAGACUGGCGACAUCAAUGUCUGGAGCAGCACUGUCUACAACCAGUCUUUUUGGGGUGUUCCAACACUGGCCUUGGCACACAAGAGCAUGGCUAGGAGUGUCAACAAAUAUGAUCGCAGCCAUCCUGUGCCUAAAGGCGUCACCAUACCAAAGCUGGAACCUGUGACUCGUGAAGUUUACCAGGAGUGGAUGCUCACCCGAUCUUGGUUAUAUCCGUUUUGCACACCCAUAUACGAAUUCAGCUGUGUCUAUGAGGCAUUAGUUGCGAUUGCGGAUUGCAUCCGAUCACAUGGCAAGGCAUUUUCGCCCUACAUCAUCUCAGAGGGUGGCAAUGAGACCAACGAAUUAUUUCCCAUCUCCUUUAUGCAAGCUGACACAUCCAUGUGGAACAUGGGACUUGUUCGUCCAGCAAUGUCAGACUGGGGUUACAUUGAUCAUACCGGAAUUGAUCCAAGCAAUAUUUGA
Molecule: messenger RNA, 1728 nt
Organism: Suillus paluster
Lineage: Eukaryota; Fungi; Basidiomycota; Agaricomycetes; Boletales; Suillaceae
Exons: 7
Coding region: 1-1728 (575 amino acids)
Source: RefSeq, a predicted model, not a curated record